GUACGAACUACAGUUCCCAGCGUGCCCCCGCGCGAGGCGGAAGAGGAAGUGCAGCCCGCGCUACUAGGCCGCCGCGCCGCCGUGCGGUUUAAAGGGGCCGCGUUCGGAGUGAGGAGAUGUUUCCUUCUGGGCUCUGGCUCUAGGAUGUUGGAGAGCCGAGAGGAGGAGUUGACCACGGUGCGUGUUCAGGACCCUCGAGUGCAGAACGAAGGCUCCUGGAACUCCUAUGUGGAUUAUAAGAUCUUCCUCCACACCAACAGCAAGGCCUUCACAGCCAAGACCUCAUGCGUGCGGCGCCGCUACCGUGAGUUCGUGUGGCUGAGGAAGCAGCUGCAGAAGAAUGCUGGCUUGGUGCCUGUCCCAGAGCUGCCUGGAAAAUCCACCUUCUUUGUGGGGAGCACGGAUGAAUUCAUUGAGAAGAGGAGACAAGGGUUGCAGCAGUUCUUGGAAAAGGUUGUGCAGAACGUUGUCCUCCUCUCCGACAGCCGGCUGCACCUCUUCCUGCAGAGCCAGCUCUCUGUGCCCGAGAUAGAGGCAUGUGUGCAAGGCCAAGGCUCGCAGACAGUGACAGAAGCCAUCCUGCACUACGCCAUGUCCAACUGUGGCUGGGUGCAGGAGGAGGAGAGUCGCCCUACGCUGCUGCAAGGAGGAGCUGUGCAUGGCAGCUGUGCCAGCCUGGGGGCCACACAGGGGCUGAGCUGCCUGGAGAACCUCCCACACUGGACCGACUUUGGCAUGGAUGACACGCACUCAGACAGCCCAGAUGAACCAUCAGAGCCCUUGGGUGGACAGCAAGAGACUCAGUAAAUGGUUACAGUGACCUCGCCUGCCUUGCCCAGGACCUGCAGCUCUGUCUGGAGCUGCUGCUGGUUGAGCCAGAGGGAAGCCAGGCUGGCAAGGCAGGGAAUGGGGCUGUGCUGGGAUCACAGCUUUCCCCUUGGCUCUGUGGUGUCUGGGGCUCGUGUGUUCUCUUCCUUGAUGACUUUCAGCUGUCCUUGAUGUCCCAGGCAGUGUGUUUUGUAGCUCUUCUCUUUGCAGAAGAGAUCUAGUGGUUAGUGAAACCUGUGUUUGUUAUCCCCGUGGCCUUUGCUCUCCAAUUGGAGUAGUAGCAGGGCUUGGUUAGGUCACGAUGCCAGCAAGGCCCCCAUGUUCUCAGUGCAUUCCCUGGGCACGGUGGGAUGUGCUGGCUGUAUUGUGUGCAGCCUCACACUUAGAAUGGGAGCUGGUUGAUGCCCAUCAGAUCCCUUUGGGUCAGCCCUUGUGCUUCCCCCUUUGCAUGGAGGCUGUGCUGGGACAAAUAGAGAUGGACCCCCCCAACCUAUUUAUGCAGCCACCCCUUCCAGAUGGGAUCCUGCAGGAGAACAAACCUUUCUGCCCCUCAAUAGCACAAUGGGAGGAGAAUGGGGGGCUCACAGCCAGGAGGGAGCUUGCUCAGAGCAAUGCAGCACACAACUGCCUUGCAGUGGGUGCCUGGCAGUGCUUGGGGCCCUGGUUUUGCUGCUGCUCCUGCACCUUUUCCUACACCCUGAGCACUGGUAGAGGCAGAGCUGACGUGCUCUGACUUGAAAUAAAACCCAAGUAGAAGAGG
Coturnix japonica (Japanese quail) is the source of this 1588-nucleotide messenger RNA. It is a transcript of the gene SNX11, whose product is annotated as sorting nexin 11. Gene Ontology annotation, biological process: vesicle organization; intracellular protein transport. The record is from RefSeq and is a predicted model, not a curated record. Gene Ontology annotation, cellular component: endosome. Lineage: Eukaryota; Metazoa; Chordata; Aves; Galliformes; Phasianidae. Gene Ontology annotation, molecular function: phosphatidylinositol phosphate binding.